CAUGUUAUUUAUUUAUUUAUUUCCAAUUUUUUGAGGCUCUGAAGCUGCCAUGAUAUCUCUUCGCUUAUCUGUUUAGGCCUAUUGUCUCCUUUCCUCGCAACCUACCCUACGCUUUCAUCAUUCUCUUUAAAGGCGCGAAUGGCUUCCAAUCUCCUCAAAAUCCAUUUACAGACUUUCAGAUCUACAAAUCCCUCGACCCCAUUUCCGGUCGCUAAAAUUCUCUUCCAAUCUCUCUCAUUUCCCACUGAACAACAUCACCAACACCAAUACCAUGUGUCUUUCUUCCCACAGCAACUCCCCAGCAAGCGAAAAAUCUCUCCUCCACCUCUUCAAUCCUCGUUGUCUUCCUCCACCCCACCCACCUCAAGAGAAGAUGCCAUCCUCCAAGCCAAGACCUGCCUCUCCACCACUUUAGAAAAGCCCCUCAACAACCCUAAACUCACUGGCAAACUCAAGAAACAGAAGCAGCCCAAGUUUCGGGUUGAAAUUCCAGUCAUUGAUGACUCCCCUGCUUCACUCUCCCAACUCGCUUUUGAUGUCUUUGGCGACAUACCCAACAAGAGAAAAGGUUCCCCUGUUAAGAUCCUCAUAUUGUGGCCUAACCCCACAUUGACAGAAGCUGCAAUUAAGACCUUUGAGCUUCACUCAACAAACCAUGUUGAACACAUGGACAUCUCUUCAAUUACUAACGAGAGUAACAGAAUUUUGAAUUCUUCUGAUGUGGCAAUAUUUUUGGCGCCUGAGACUUCACAAUUGGCAGUUAUGAAAACAGUAACUGAGACUUUGUACCCAAAGCCAAUAGUGAUUUUCAACCCCAAAUGGGCUUUUGAGGAUGAGAGCAACUUUGGAGGGCUGAGUGGCUUUGUGGGUUCAUUUGAAGUGAUUUAUUCGUUCAUGGGGUUGGAGGUUAGAGGGGUUUUGAGCAAGAGAAAGGGAGUGGUUUUCAAGUGUGUGAGAGAUGGGGUUUUGAGUGGUGAGAAAUGGACUGUUCUGGUUGAAGAAGAAGGAGAACUGAAGGUAGUUUCCAGGUUCAAGGCAAGGCCAGCUAUUGGUGAAGUCGAGAAUGUUUUGUAUAACUUAAUGGCCAUCAACUCACCCAUAACGAAGUCGGCAAAAUUUUUGAGGGGUCUGGUGUCAAAUGUAACAGGAAAAAAGUAAGUGCAAAUUGAACAACGAAGAUUCCUUCUUAUCUAUUUAUCAUGUUCUGAGAAUUUUGAGAAACUGUUUGUUGAAAUGUCUGAAUGAAUGUAGUUAUACGGAUCUUUUUAUUUGAAUGAAUGUAGUUAUACCCAUCCUUUUAUU
Vitis vinifera (wine grape) is the source of this 1302-nucleotide messenger RNA. RefSeq lists its product as uncharacterized. The coding region runs from base 139 to 1158 and encodes 339 amino acids. The transcript has a single exon. Gene Ontology annotation, cellular component: chloroplast. Lineage: Eukaryota; Viridiplantae; Streptophyta; Magnoliopsida; Vitales; Vitaceae. The record is from RefSeq and is a predicted model, not a curated record.